Penicillium malachiteum is the source of this 2043-nucleotide messenger RNA. RefSeq lists its product as uncharacterized. Bases 1 to 2043 code for a protein of 680 amino acids. Gene Ontology annotation, biological process: regulation of DNA-templated transcription; DNA-templated transcription. Gene Ontology annotation, molecular function: zinc ion binding; DNA binding; DNA-binding transcription factor activity, RNA polymerase II-specific. The transcript has 3 exons. The record is from RefSeq and is a predicted model, not a curated record. Lineage: Eukaryota; Fungi; Ascomycota; Eurotiomycetes; Eurotiales; Aspergillaceae.
AUGUCGGCACCACUCUGGCUACAGUUUACUGGUCAACAGCCAAAAAGAAAGCGGGCGGAGCUGGCCUGCAUUGCAUGUCAUAGCAAAAAGAUUCGAUGUGACCUUCAAGCACGAGGGGGUCAGGGAUACAACAAUUGCACAAAAUGUGCAGCUUUGGGUAAAGAAUGCCGAGUACGGCCUUCACGACGGGGUCACUCAUCAAGGACAGCAGAACGUCCAAUUACUCCUCCUGACAGUAAUAUUAGUGACCCAGCCAACUAUACAAGGCCAUACACGCGAUCCAGCAUAAAGCAGAUACUUAUACCAGCGAAUCAAGUACAGCGCGAUUUCACAGCUGAUGCACAAUCGCUCGAAUUUCAACCGUCGCUGUUGCCACAUCACUCCGAAUCACCUGCCUCCCGCAGUCGAGUAUUUGAAGACGAAAUUGAUGGAUGGCUGUCUACAGACCCUCCAAGUCAACCAGUUGCCAGUAUCACCAAUGCAACGGUCCACGUAGCAAUGACGAAUGAUUCGCCUGCGACUCAGCGGACGGAGAGAACCGAGGAUCACUCAGAGCAUAAUGAUAAUUAUCCCGUGGGACACAUCUUUUUACCAGAACUGCAAAGCAAUGCUCGCGAUCAGGAACGAUUACUCGCCGAACGAAUGCCUAAUCUUCCGAGUCUUCCUGAUGCUGCCCUACAGCAGAGCUUCGUGGAAACUUACUUCGAAUCUUGCUAUCCUUGGUGUCCGGUCCUUGACCAUGAACAUCUUUACGAAGACUUGGCUCGAUCCCCACUUUUAGUGAAUGCCCUUGCUGCUGCCGCGAGCAAUGUCAACCCACCGAUGCUACCACAUGAUGGCCCAGCACUAUAUUAUGACCGUGCAAGAUCCCGAUUCUAUGACGAUGAAGAAGCAGAUGUUAUGACAUCGCUGAAGGCCAUUUCUUUAUUUUACUGGUGGAGUCCACGACCACCAACUAUUCUUCAUCGUCAUUCUUCGUGGUGGUGGACAUCAGUUGUGAUUCGUCACUGUCAACAGCUUGGCGUUCAUCGGGAACCAGCCUUGAAUCAUCCACUUCGUCAACAAAUAGAUCUCAGCCUGAGACGCCGAAUCUGGUGGACAGCUUUUGCUCGAGAGCGUUUAACAGCUUUAUGUCAAAACAAACCUUGUGUCAUAGACCCUGAAGAUUGCACCCUAUCCGAACCAACAUUAGAAGACUUUCCAAAUUCGCUGAAUAAAACUAAAGCAGAGGUCUUCAUAUAUUGGGUUCGACUCUGCGCGAUCAUUGGAAGAGUCGCAAAAUAUCUUGCACGUAACUGCACAGCAGCUCCAUUCCCUGUGCAGUUAGCUCGUGAGCUCAUUGACUGGGUGUCAUCCUUACCUGAGCAUCUCAAACUGCCAAUUGGAUCGCAUCGUACUCACUGCUUCAACCGAGAUGUCAAUCAACUUCAUCUACCAUAUCUCGCCGUCAUUAUUAUCAUUCACCUCAAACGCUCAACAUCAUCACAGCCUCUCCCACCAGCCUAUCCGCCUGCAAUCCUCGCGGCAACAUGUAUGGCUCGACUCAUGAAAGAUAUUCUCGCGCGUGGAAACACUCGUUUUCUGAUGCCUAUAUCCGGUUGGUACUGCGGUACGGCUUUCAUUGCCCUACUACAGGCGCGUCGAAUUGAAAGUCUAGCUCAAAUUGUCAAUGAGGAUUUAGAUAUUCUCACUCUGGCUGUAAAUCAGCUAGGUAAAAUGUGGCCCACUGCCGCUGUGUUUUACUCUGGGUUUGAGCGUCUAAGGUCUCAUGCAGUAGCUCUGGGUGGAGAUGGUCAGCGUCCGCCGGGUCCAGAGCUAGGUAUGGGAGAUGGAACAGGGUAUAUGGAGAUGACAGAUGGAAUUGAUUGGACUGCUUAUUUUCCAUUCGCAACCUCGCAGACUAGUGGAAUUGCCAAUAGACUUCUCGUGCCUGAUACAGAGGAAUUGUUCUUUGAUGAUGAUAUCUUCGCGGAUGCCAUGCUUCAGUUUCAGGAUCUAUUUGAACCUUGCGAUACCUUUCAAGAUAUGAAUUUGUUUGUGUAG